This is a messenger RNA of Astyanax mexicanus (Mexican tetra), 3401 nucleotides long. RefSeq names its product NK2 homeobox 5 (gene nkx2.5). Lineage: Eukaryota; Metazoa; Chordata; Actinopteri; Characiformes; Acestrorhamphidae. Gene Ontology annotation, cellular component: nucleus. Gene Ontology annotation, molecular function: DNA-binding transcription factor activity, RNA polymerase II-specific; RNA polymerase II cis-regulatory region sequence-specific DNA binding. The transcript has 2 exons. Gene Ontology annotation, biological process: regulation of transcription by RNA polymerase II; cell differentiation. Bases 604 to 1545 code for a protein of 313 amino acids. The record is from RefSeq and is a predicted model, not a curated record.
AAGAACGUCCCUGAAAUGGCUAAAAGUUGUAAAUAAGUAUAAAAAUUGUAUACAUCUAAGUUUGUAUAGUCCCAAAACCUGUUUAAAGAAUAUUUCAAGAUUCCCAUUCCCAUGAAACGGCAUUCUGUCAGGGAAUCAGUGAUGAUAUGUACAGUAGAUGCGAGAAUAAAUCAAUAAGUGUGAUUACAAUGACAUUAAUAAGUGAAAUUUCUAUGUUUUUUGUUUAUAUGUUCUUCAGAAGAAGAGUCUUGGUUCUGGUCUUCCAUGAGACGCGUCUUCAUAUUUUCUCUUUCUGGAUACCAGCCUUUAAGAAGUGUCAAAGAAGGGUUUGCCAAUUGCAGUUGCCAACUCAGUUGACCAAUGGGGGCGUGGAAAACUCAUUACGCACGGGUGCCUCCUUAUCUACACACAAACACACAAACCUACACACACAUACGCACGCACACUAUGUCCGCUUCUGUCUCAUAGGACCCCAAAAGUGAAGUUUUAGGGCUCAAGGACGAGAAUGGUAAACCUGGAGGUCCAAAAGCAGCAGAGCGCGUCCGUCCACUGAGCCUGUCCGUUCCUGGAGCAUCAGAGCAGGAAGCUGAAGAGAGGACCUUCAUGGCCAUGUUUUCUUCCACUCCUUUCUCUGUCAGGGACAUUCUGAACCUGGAGCAGGCGCAGGGCGACGUGGCUCCGCUAGACAUGGACAGCUCCUCCUGCAUGCUGGCCGCCUUCAAGCAGGAGCCCGCCUUCAUGGACGUGCAGCCCGGAGCCACCGCGGCCGCUCUCUUCGGUCACGACGAGCCGCAGGACAGCAAAGGCCAGAGAGGCAGCGCUGCCCUCGGAUACGAGCCUGCCUUUUAUGGCAAGGAUUUCUUAGAGAUGGAGCUGGAAAAAGAGGCCAAGACGGACGACGCGUUUGAGGGCAAAGACAGAAAAGCCUCCUCCACCUGUCCCCCGGCUGAAGAUCAGCCCAGACCGUCCGGCUCGGCUCGCUCAGCCCCGCGGAAAAGGAGGAAGCCGCGCGUGCUCUUCUCUCAGGCGCAGGUGUGUGAGCUCGAGCGGCGCUUCACACAGCAGCGCUACCUGUCCGCGGCCGAGCGCGAGCACCUGGCAGGCGCGCUGCGACUCACCUCCACGCAGGUGAAGAUCUGGUUCCAGAACCGCCGCUACAAGUGCAAGCGGCAGCGGCAGGAGCGCGCGCUGGAGGCGGCUGGUCUCGGGGCGCCACGUCGCGUAUCAGUGCCGGUACUCGUGCGCGAUGGCAAGCCGUGCCUCGCGGACGCAGCGGCGGCGGCAGCGGCCUACGGCGGCUCGUGCAGUAUGGGCGUGAGCGCCUUCCCAUACGGAGCUUACCCGACCUUCGGGAGCUUUCCGAGUCCUGGAACCACGAACUACGCGUGCAACUACUCUGCCGCCACGGCGAGCAUGCCCUCCAUUCACCACUCAGCUUCACCGUCCAACGGCAACUACAUGAAUUUUGGGGAGUUAAAUAACGUGCAGACCCCCCUGCAAUCCGGUGGCGGGGUCUCCUCGCUGCACGGGAUACGCGCCUGGUGAACGAGCUUCUGGAACUCACUUCUGUGAACGUUGGGGUGCUAAAGUCUUGUAGUAGAUGCGAGAAGGUACAUGUACUCGACACGUGCAGUGUUCUCCUGUUUACACACUAUGGUAAUAAUAACGUGAUUUAAACUACGUGACUCCGAUUUGUCUUCGAAUUGUUCCAGAAAAAAACGCUUUUGUUUUUUACAAAGAACCAUGAAUGCAGUAGAGAAUAACUUUUGGUAACGCUUUACUUGAUGCCAAACCAAACUGAACUCUCAAUUGAAUUAAAUCCUAACCCUAAACCCUAUACCCUAACCUUAACCUGUAAGUGUUAGUUUUAGGGUAAGAUAUACAUUUUAGAUUAUUGUUAUGGCUAGGGUUAUGUUUAGGGGUUGAUUUGAGGUUCAGUUUAAAGAUAGCAUAAGCAUUGGGAAUCAUUUACAUUCAGCUGGAAAUUCAGUUGCAAUUAAUAGAUAUUCAGUUUAAUGUUAGUUGAACGUCAGUUGAAUGUUAAUUGAACAUAUGAGGCCUCUAUAAUGGACCAUCCAAAAAAGUAAUACGGAACAUUCUAAAAGUUUGAGGAACCUUCACACGGUCAAAAAAAUAAAUAAAUAAAAAUAAUUGAGUAAGGGUUGAAUAACAUUUUUACCAAGUUUUAUCAAGGUAUUUAUUUUGAAGUGCACUUGUAAAUGUUUUCAUUAUUAAAUCAAAAGUGUUUUUUCUCCGUCAACGUUUGAAGAACUAUUUGAAGCACAUUUAUUUUAAAAAGUAUUGUCAUCCCUACAUUUGGUGAACAUCUUGCGAGAAACCUAAGCUGCAUGCUAAAAAUUACUUGUGGGCCCUAAGCUAUAGUACUAUUAAUGUUACUAUCCCAAAAACAUUCAGCACUGACUGAGGAGAGAUGGGGUCAAUUAGAUGUUAAUUACUGGGUCUGUCUUCAAGAUAGAUUGAUUUUGGUUUGGACUUUGGUUGGCGUAGCACAGUGGGUACCAAAAAUACACUCACUGUUAAAGACUGGAUGCAAGUAAAAAUAAGUGUACAAGUACAUUUUGGGAAACAUUUUAAAGAAUGAAAUGUAUAAUUUUGUCAUAUCCAUCUUCUGCAAAAGACAUAGAGGAUGUUUAAUGUCACCAGUGCUGGGAGUGUGAAUUCCACAUGAUGCACCACUGCAUUUUUUCAAACUGCCAUUAUUAACACAAUGUCACUGGACAGCUCAACACACUUGGAUGAGAAUCUGCAUAUAACAUCAGCUAACAGUCUAAAACCAUUCAGAAUCAGUGAGGCUGGUUAUGCUCCCAAAGACUCGCGGAUGGCUGUGGCAUCACCAGGGAUUGAACUGGCCACAAAGACUUUUUAACAGUAGUGUUUUGUUCUUUGUGAAAAAUUUUGUUGUAAUUUGCUGUGAAUUAAAGCUUUGGGUUAUUUAGUUAGACGUCCUUUGAAAUGUGAGGGGCAUAAGUUAUUAUAAUUAUCAAUAUUAUUUGUAUUAUGUUUAAGUGUGGUGUAUUCUAUGUAUAAAUACAUUAUUUUUACUGUAUUCAUCCUCUAAAUCCUUUACCUGCUGUAUAAAUGGCGUACUACAGCAGGUGUUCAGUGCACACAAUAAAGACAUAGGUUCAGGUGUGCUAUUUUCUUUUUUUUUGCUGUUGUGUUUUCAGUCUUUUAUUUGGGUGACCACUCCAAGCGGACCCACACUUUAAAAGUGACUGAAACCCUGCAGGUCAGAUGGUGGGAGAUUUGAGAGACUUGGUUUCAAGACUGCAGGCUGGAGAUAUGCAGGGUGCAUUUAAAUCCAAAUAUGGUACUUGAUGAUUUUGAGAGGCAUGAUAUGAUACUUGUAAACUGAAAAAUAAAGUGUUUGCAAAAAUGAA